UAGGUGUAUACACACCAAACACUAGCGGACGCCAUGAGCGACCUAAAGUUCUGUCCAGAGUGCAAUAACAUCUUGUACGCAAGACCAGACCUCACAAGGCGACAACUAGUAUUCAUAUGCCGACAAUGUGACUACUCAAGAUGGGCUGACCCCGGAAGCCUCCUGGACAACUGUAUCAAUCGCACAACGUACAACUACCAAACAAGAGAGGAUAUCAUCAUACCGCCACUCAUCACCAAAGACCCGACACUGGGACGCACUAGACAAUGGGAUUGUCCAAGAUGCGGACAUACAGAAGCAACAUUCUUCCAACUCCCAGAAAGAGCAUAUGACGAUGCCAUGGUGCUAGUAUUCGUAUGCUGCAACCCCGGAUGCGGAUUCUGGACGAAACAAAUCGACAAUAUGGAUAACGAUAGAGAUGGUAUCGAAAGAGAAAAGGAAACGAUACAACCCAUGGAAUUCGAACCUAUAAUAAACGAAAAGGUCUUCGAAGAAGAAAUGGCAGAACUAUUCGGAGAAGAUUGACCCCA
Molecule: messenger RNA, 530 nt
Organism: Babesia bovis T2Bo
Lineage: Eukaryota; Apicomplexa; Aconoidasida; Piroplasmida; Babesiidae
Product: putative DNA-directed RNA polymerase II subunit RPB9
Exons: 3
Coding region: 34-525 (163 amino acids)
Biological process (GO): DNA-templated transcription; maintenance of transcriptional fidelity during transcription elongation by RNA polymerase II; transcription-coupled nucleotide-excision repair
Cellular component (GO): RNA polymerase II, core complex
Molecular function (GO): nucleic acid binding; DNA-directed RNA polymerase activity; zinc ion binding
Source: RefSeq, a predicted model, not a curated record